Molecule: messenger RNA, 2115 nt
Organism: Topomyia yanbarensis
Lineage: Eukaryota; Metazoa; Arthropoda; Insecta; Diptera; Culicidae
Product: sphingomyelin phosphodiesterase-like
Exons: 3
Coding region: 87-1982 (631 amino acids)
Biological process (GO): ceramide biosynthetic process; sphingomyelin catabolic process
Cellular component (GO): lysosome
Molecular function (GO): acid sphingomyelin phosphodiesterase activity
Source: RefSeq, a predicted model, not a curated record
CGUGUGCUUAUAUAUAAACUGAUUGGAGACGGUUGAAAACGGAGUGCCUAGUUCUGGUGCGGCUUUAAGUGGCCAGUUUUGUGAAAAUGAGUUGGAUUCCAUUGAUGUUGUUUGUUGGCUGCCUGAUAGGAACACAGUGUAGUACAUUGAUCAAGGUCGAUCAUUCCAUUCAAGAACAUGCUACCGUAAUAGUGGAUGUUGCGAAAUAUCUAGCCGACUUCCUGGUUGAGUUCGAGCGCUACCAAAGCACCGAUCGAAUCUCGGAAAGUUUUGUCCGACUGUUGGACCUUAUCAAUUCGAAUGAUGUAAUCGCUCUGGACGAGAUGCUGGAAGCGAAGAGCCCUAAGGUGUGUUUGACAUGUUUGUCCGCUAGCAACACGUUUCUGGAAAUUUACAAACGCUCUGCGAACAAGGAAAAAGAAUAUCUCGUUAAGAUAGCGCAAGAUAUAUGUAAUCUGUACAAUUUUAAAAGUUACGUUUGCGAGGGCGUAGUUUCACUCAACGCAGAUAUGAUUCUCUAUAUUUUGGAGCGUCUGGAAACGAUUCCGACGGCUGAGGGAAUGUGUGAGGUUUCCUAUCAAGGAAACGGUUGCGUCGCAGCCGGUUCCGAUAUUCUCAGCGAUCGGUAUCCUAAGGUGUACAUAAGUUCGUCUAAAAACGAACUAAAAUCGUCCAAAACCUCUUCCUCGUACCCCACGAACCAAAGUCCGUUGAUAAUCGUUCAUCUGACCGACAUUCACCUGGAUCCGGAAUACGUGGUGGGUGUCAACGCCGAGUGCGGAUCUAGCUCCUGCUGCCGAGUGGUACCUGAUCUUGAACCAGCCGAUGCAAGCAACGCAGCCGGUUACUGGGGAGAUUACCGGAAAUGUGAUUCCCCGUGGCAUGCUGUCGUUGACGUUGUGGAUCAGAUUCGUUCACAGCAUCCGGAAAUCGACGCUAUCUACUUUACCGGUGAUAUCAUCCAUCAUUUCACGUGGAAUACUACCCUGGAAAGUAACAAGGAAUCUAUGAGUAGGAUAUACCGACUGCUGAAGGACCGAUUCGCGGGAGUCCCGUUCUAUCCGACAUUGGGGAAUCAUGAGGCACAUCCUUCAAAUCUGUUCGCACCGCACGAUGUUCCCGAGGUUUUGAACACAAAAUAUCUCUACGAUCACAUCGCGGACGAGUGGGAAGAAUGGCUCCGCGACGAAUCGGUCAACGAUACACUCGCCGAUGGCGGCUAUUACACAGUUCUCAGUCCAUUGGGUCACCGAGUGAUCGCUCUGAAUAACAACUUCUGUUUCGUACGUAAUUGGUGGUUGUUGUUCAGCAAUGACUACUUCAUUCAGCAGCUUCAAUGGCUUCAUGAUACUCUGCUGGAGGCGGAGGGUGCUGGAGAAAAAGUUCACAUAUUAGGUCAUGUGCCAUCGUACGACAACGAUUGUUACAUCGGAUGGACCCGAGAGUAUCGAAAGAUUGUGGAACGUUUCGCCCACAUCAUCGAAGGUCAGUUCAAUGGUCAUUCGCACGUCGACGAGUUCAAUGUGUACUACCGAAAAGAUGACCCAUCGGUGGCAGUGAACGUAGCCUGGAACGGCGGUUCGACCACGACGUUCUCCCGACUGAAUCCGAACUAUAAGGUGUUCUACGUUGAUCGGACGAACUUUGAAAUUUUGGACCAGGAAACGUGGAUAUACAACCUAACGGAAGCCAAUCAGCACCCGACACGUAAACCCAAUUGGUUCAAGGAAUACACUUUCAAGGCCAACUAUGGUUUGAACGAUCUCAGCCCCAACUCGUUAGACGGUUUAGUCCAUAAACUUGCCAACUCUGAAAGUGAUCUACUACAAUACUGGCAACUGAAACAGAAAAGCGCUGAUCCACUGCUGACCGAGGGUUGUGAUCAAAACUGUCUACGAAGUGCUCUCUGCGCUAUCGUACGAACCGAGUACGGCGAUGACGCCGCGUGUGAGCGUCUUCUGAUGACAGGGUCCCGUAAGUGAAACACUUUGCGGCUGUCAAAGUUAACACUAAAAGUUUUAUUUCUAUAAUUCACUAUACAUGAUGCUUCUAGGUGCCUGUGCUUUUAUAUGUUUUGCUUUCUCCAAUCUUAUUAGUGUGUAUUUGAAAUAAAUA